Molecule: messenger RNA, 2601 nt
Organism: Anopheles stephensi (Asian malaria mosquito)
Lineage: Eukaryota; Metazoa; Arthropoda; Insecta; Diptera; Culicidae
Gene: Pgant35A
Product: polypeptide N-acetylgalactosaminyltransferase 35A
Exons: 3
Coding region: 382-2379 (665 amino acids)
Biological process (GO): regulation of Notch signaling pathway
Cellular component (GO): Golgi apparatus
Molecular function (GO): Notch binding
Source: RefSeq, a predicted model, not a curated record
CUAAGCGAUGAUUUAUUUGCUUUUGUUUCUUCCGUCCGCCUAUUAUGUAGUUAAAACGUUCAAAUCACAGCAUGUGGGACUUAACAAAAGAAAAAAAAAGUUACUUAUCAGAAAAUGUGGUUGUUUUCAAACCUCGCAUCUAUUCACCUUGGGUAUAGCUUGUCAAAUUUGGUCAGAACGAGACCAGCGCCUCUUCUCGGAACGCUUUCACUGUGUCAGUCAACAACAACAAAAAAAAGAAAAAAAAACACCACCACUCAACUCAUCAACAACAUCAUCAACAUCCACAACAGCACCGCUACGAAUCGAGUUGAAUCUCAUUAGUAAUAUGUUAAUUUUAUAGACGAUUUGAAAUCCGGCUGCAGACGGCAGUAUGUGGCCAUGAACGAAAAGACAGGCAGCAAGAAACGAAUCUCCAAAAUGACGAGUAAAUCAUUCCUGUGGGGUGUAAUGGCCGCCUCACUGACGUGGUCCAUCAGCUUGUACCUGUACUGGAAUCUGAGCAGCACGGCGGCGAACGAUGGCGGCGGUGCGGUGCGAUCGGCCAAAACACCAACCGGGCCAAUACCGUUAGGAAGCAGCGAUUCCAGGACACAUCUGCUGGGAAAGCACCAGAACAGUCUUUUCGGUGCUUCGGACGAAAAGCUGCAACAAAAAGUAUCCGGACGGCUGCUGGACAAGAGCAAAAGCUUGUUCAAGGAGAAGUACGCACGGUUUUUGCAUGAGAAGGAAAAGCGACGCAUCAGCCACCGGUUGAUCGAUCAGCUGCAGCCGAUGCUGCCGAACGGGACGGACGAAUUUGGGAUGGUGCAAAACUCGGAGGAACAGUUUAUCCGCGACAUCGGGUACAGGAAGCACGCGUUCAACGUGCUCGUCAGUAACAAGCUGGGAUCGUACCGACCGGUACCGGACACACGCCACAAGCUGUGCCAAGCGCAAGUUUACGAUAAGGUGCUUCCGGCCGCCUCGAUAGUGAUGUGUUUCUACAACGAACAUCUCGAAACGUUGGUACGCUCCGUGCACUCGGUGCUCAAACGGACCCCGUCGUACUUGCUGCAGGAGCUAAUUCUUGUCGACGAUUGUAGCGACUUUGAGGACGUUGCCGUCGGUGGACGGUUGGACGAUGAGUUGAAGCAGUUGGGUGGCACAGGAAAGGUACGUCUCUUGCGGAACACCGAGCGGGAGGGAUUGAUGCGGUCCCGGGUGUACGGUGCACGCAACGCUACCGGCGCGGUGCUAAUCUUCCUCGACAGCCAUAUCGAGGUGAACGUGGAUUGGAUCGAACCGCUACUGGCACGGAUCAAGCACGACCGUACGAUUCUGGCCAUGCCCGUGAUCGAUAUCAUAAACUCGGACACGUUUGUGUACACUGCCAGCCCGCUCGUACGGGGCGGGUUCAACUGGGGACUGCACUUCAAGUGGGACAACCUGCCGAAGGGCAGCCUCGAGCGGGACACGGAUUUCGUCGGUCCGUUCAGCUCUCCGACAAUGGCCGGCGGUCUGUUUGCCAUCGAUCGGACCUACUUCCACGAGCUGGGCGAAUACGACAUGGGCAUGGACGUGUGGGGCGGCGAGAAUUUGGAAAUUUCUUUCCGCACCUGGCAGUGUGGCGGUUCGAUUGAGCUGCUGCCCUGUUCCCGCAUCGGUCACGUGUUUCGUAAGCGACGCCCGUACGGUUCGCCCGACGGUCAGGACACAAUGAUUCGUAACUCUCUUCGGCUGGCACAUGUCUGGAUGGAUGAUUACAUACGAUUCUUCUACGAGCAGCAACCGCAGGCCCGUACCGUACCGUACGGGAACGUUAGCGAUCGACAGCGGCUACGCGAACGGCUGGGCUGCAAGCCGUUUCGCUGGUAUUUGGACAACAUCUACCCGCAGCUGCGCGUGCCGGGGGAGAAAACGAACGAUGAGACUAACAACGGUGAUGCUACGCAACCCAAAUUCGAACCAUGGCAUUCGCGCAAACGCAACUAUGUGGCCAGCUUCCAGAUACGCCUGUCCAACAGCACGCUCUGCCUGUCGACGGAGCUCGACAGCGAGAAAAGUGUCUGGAAGAAGGGUUCCAGGCUGGCGCUGCAGCCGUGCUUGCGCGUAAAGCAGCAGAUGUGGUACGAGACGGAAAAGUCCGAGCUCGUACUGGGCCAGUUGCUGUGCCUGGAUGCACCGUCCAGCGCCACCAAAGGGCAACCGAAGCUGAACAAAUGUCACGAAAUGGGUGGCGAUCAGGCUUGGAAACACCGGAAAACGUCCGGCACACCGAUCUACAAUAUUGCCUCGGGCAGCUGUUUAACUGUGAAAGAUGUACGCAAGGGAUCUCCGGUGGGACUGGACCUUUGCGUCAGUUCCCCGCGCAGCACUUGGGAUCUGAUAAUCUCGUGAGAACCUACAGAACUGAUAAUUACUGCAACUUUUUGUAUUCUACACACACACACACACACAAGUGUGUACCCUUUUUUUGUCUGUUUGUUUGUUUUGUCUUUAAGCCUUUGAAAUUUACCAGAAAAAAAAACAUUACAUUGUAGAUAGGUAAUUAAAUGAAUAAAUCCUACCAUUUACACAAGACUGCUGGCGAUGGUGGCUGGCUCUGCGGUUAGAUAAGAA